GCUGAAGCAUGUAUAAAACCGGACCAAUGUUAUAGUACAGUACACUGCUACUGAACGUUUUGUUACGUUACUUGUGUGAAAAUUGUGUAAAAUGUUUUCAUUUAUCGCGGUUUCUUGCCUCAUCGUGGCAGCCACAGCAGCACCAUAUGGAGCUGCGAUUGGGGCCAUUUCAACCAUAGAUAGUGUUUCCGUGCCUCGUUACAACUUCAACUACGCUGUAAAUGAUCCCGUAACCGGUGACAACAAGCAGCAAUCAGAAACCCGCGAAGGAGGCUAUGUCAAGGGCUCCUACUCUCUCGCUGAGCCCGACGGCACCAUCAGAAUAGUGGACUACACCGCCGAUCCUGUAUCAGGCUUCAACGCUGUGGUCAGGAGAGUCGGCCACGCGUCACACCCACAAGUUAUCCGACCGGUCGUCACACAAGUCGCCACACCAGUCGUCGAACAAAUCGCUACACCAGUUGUAUCACAAAUCGCGCACGCACCUAUCGCCACACCGGCUGUUGCAACCAGCCAGAUAGGAUACGAAAACGUUGGCUACAGCAACCUCGGUUACGAUAACUAUUUAGGAGGAAAUCUUGGCUACAAUGCUGGAUAUUCUGGAUAUGACUUGGGGUACAGCGGUCAUGGCUCAUGGAACCUAGGUCACGGAAGCUCAUUCGGACAUGGAUACUACAGACGCUAAGACCCCGUACAACUUAGUGAUAAACUAUUGUUUUUUCGCGUAAGCCUAAGGCCAAUUGUGAAUGACCAAUAGUUAUUAAUGGUCCUAAAUUAAAUGUACAUACUGCG
Molecule: messenger RNA, 792 nt
Organism: Pieris rapae (cabbage white)
Lineage: Eukaryota; Metazoa; Arthropoda; Insecta; Lepidoptera; Pieridae
Gene: CPR57
Product: cuticle protein 7-like
Exons: 3
Coding region: 92-685 (197 amino acids)
Cellular component (GO): extracellular matrix
Source: RefSeq, a predicted model, not a curated record